Messenger RNA from Exaiptasia diaphana, 2492 nucleotides. RefSeq lists its product as uncharacterized. The record is from RefSeq and is a predicted model, not a curated record. Lineage: Eukaryota; Metazoa; Cnidaria; Anthozoa; Actiniaria; Aiptasiidae. Bases 593 to 1756 code for a protein of 387 amino acids. The transcript has 2 exons.
AAGUGCAUAUGACUUCGAGAAACAAGUCGGAAACACAAAAGAACUUAAAGUAAGUGGACGUAAGAAGACAGGAAAGUUUUACAAAUGCGUGCUUUUAACUUUCCAUGGAGAUGUUUUUGUGGAUUGUUUUAUAUGGGAAACGCAGGAACACCUACGGUUGAAGUGAACGGAAAGUAGUUUUUUCUUCAUUGAUUGUGUAGUCGACUCAGAUCUCUCCCUUUUCUUAUGCUGUUGUGGUUUUUCUGCUGUAUUCGGAAUGUAGGUUUUCUUUCCUUUUUUUCUUUGAAAGUAGAGGGGUGUUUUCUCGUCUUUGUUGCUCCUUUCGGUGAUUGGUACUCUUCGUUGUCAUCGAUUUUAUGCCUUUUUUAACAUCCUCUCUCCAUUUCCUAAUCUCUUCUCUUUUCGUUUUUUCUCCUCUUUCUUUCUAAUCUCUUCACGCCUCUUUAAUUCUCUUUUCUUGUGCCUUCUAGUAUUUUGACUUCGCUUCUCCCAAUUCUUCCAACCCGAUUAUAUCUAAGUGCACUUUCUGAUACUCUGUUUCCAGAUAAACUUACUUUGAUUUAUUAAGAUUAAAAUCUUAAAAGACGCAAACAUGAGACUAGCUUGUAUCAUUGUUGUACUGUGUUCCUCCACCGCCUACGUCACCGGUCGAUCCCACUGCGUUGGCACCUGUUACUCUGGAGGACUUUUCCCAGAGCCUCAAGACAUCUAUUAUGGUAAACACCUCAACGGAAUCCACUCGUACAAUAACAUUACCACUGAUAGUCCAGUCAAGUGCUACUCAUCUUGUGUCCAAGAUUGCCGUUGUAAGGCGUGCCAGAUGAAAGAUAAGAGAUGUGAGUUGCUGGAUGAGGACAAGACGUCCAAGAACAAUGAUUUUGUUUCCAAGGAAGGAUAUUUGUACUUUGACCUCCGACAAACAAUAUACCAAGGGGAAUCCCACAUGCUACCGUUGGAUGUUUCGUGUUAUAAUGGCUGCUGUCGAUCCCAGCCUUGUAUGAACGGAGGAACAUGCACAGAACACUGCCACACUCCUAAAGAGAAGUUCACAUGUAAAUGCAGUUCUGAUUAUAGCGGCAAGGUAUGCGAAAAGAAACUUGCUUUUUCUUGUAUGGAUAUCAUGUCCAAUUCAAGCACGGUUCCUAGAGACGGUGUGUAUAUGAUAGCGUUGCCAUAUCGCAAAAACGUUGAGGUCCCGGUUUAUUGUUCUUUCGUCAGUCCCAACCAGGCAUGGAUUUUGAUCGAGUCGUUUUCAUUCCAAAGCAAAUCUAUAUUUGAACGCAAGCCAUUUUACAUGAGCCAUUCUGUAAAUUAUAACAGCCCUCCAAAGUGGAAUAAUUUCCGUAUGGGAUUAAUAAGAAUGAAACAUUUCAAGUCUAUAUCCACAUUGUUCAGGGCUACUUGUGACUUCCCAAAUCGAGCGUCAUUGACUCCAGAUCUUCUUAUUGGUGCCUUGAGCGACGUGGAUAUCUUAAACGACAGGAUUAGCAGUGAAUGCAAAAGAUACAAGUUUAUUGACAUCAGAGGAUACAAUUGUACAGACUGCACGGCUUCCACGACGCACGGGUUAAGUCAUGAUUUUCAUUUUCACCUUGAUGUCACAUGGAAUCAUCCGUGCGACUUUAAUCCUCCGAGUAAAAACAAUGUCGACAGCUUUGGCUAUUACGAUACCGUUGAUGAUAACCAAUAUGGUAUGUCAACAUGCACUGCAACACCUACAUCGACCACACAGUGGUGGUUUGGACAGGAAUUGUAACACAUGGUAUCAAAGUCCAGGCACAUAGAAUUAAAGGCAGUCGUUGACUGCAUGUGGCUAGCUGUUAAAUCGUUUGAACAUGUGAAGGAAAUCUAUGUUAAAUUGAUGGAUAUGGCUGAAAUCAAAAAUCGAAGAAAAAUAAACGAUGUAUGGUAACUCAAUUCAGAGGGAAUUUCAUCGCUAAACUACUUCGAGCUUUAGGCUCUUCCCGGCGAAUAUGAAUUACAUAUGCAUAGAUGAGAGAACUAAUUUAACGAGCCACUUGGCACUCAGUCAACUGCAUGAGACUUACACAGGAAGCCAUGCCAUGCACUAUCUUAUGGUGACGUAAUUUCGGGUUCCCUGUGCUGUUUAUACUCACUCAGUCACGAACUCAGCACCAUAGCUAAGUGGCUAGACUAUAGCGGCCUCUUCCAGAGCCACAACAAAUACUAAAUGAUUCGCACCUUCCUCGAACAUAUUACAACAAUUGAAACUAUAAGUAGCGCAAGGAAUUCAUCUACAACAAUUAAGCUUCCACAAAAAGUAAUACGAAGUGAAUUGAAAAUGUUCUUGUACUCACCACUACGGAGAUUCGGAUGGCACAUAUGUAAGUCUUUGCAUGUUUUGGCAGGGAAGUUCUUGGAGCCUGUUGGUCGCUUGAAGCUCUGGAUCUCGUAACUUAGAGUCACAAUGUCACCGAAAAGAUCGGUGUUCUAAAAAAAACAAAAAAAUCUUUUAUUCUUCGUUUGCAGGU